GCGCGACGCGCGGAAGGAGUUCGCGCGACGACUUCGGGGUCGGCGGGCGGGGCGAGGGCCUGGACGGCGGCGGCAGCGGCGCUCUUCCUUCUCCUUUCCAGACCCAUAGCCGCGUCGGCACCAUGUCAGCUUACACUAAAAGCUACAAUCCGUUCGACGACGACGGGGAGGACGAAGGCGCCCGGCCAGCCCCUUGGAGGGACGCCCGAGACCUCCCCGACGGGCCCGACGCGCCCGCAGACAGGCAGCAGUACUUGCGGCAGGAGGUCCUCCGCAGGGCUGAGGCCACGGCCGCUAGCACCAGCAGGUCCCUGGCCCUCAUGUACGAGUCCGAGAAGGUUGGGGUCGCCUCUUCCGAGGAGCUCGCCCGUCAGCGAGGAGUCCUGGAGCGCACAGAAAAGAUGGUGGACAAGAUGGACCAAGAUUUGAAGACCAGCCAGAAACACAUCAAUAGCAUUAAGAGUGUGUUUGGGGGGCUCGUCAAUUACUUCAAAUCCAAACCAGUAGAGACCCCACCUGAACAGAAUGGCACCCUCGCCUCCCAGCCCAACAGCAGAUUGAAAGAAGCCAUAAGUACAAGUAAAGAACAGGAAGCAAAGUACCAGGCCAGCCACCCAAACCUUAGAAAGCUGGAUGAUACAGACCCUGUCCCCAGAGGGGCUGGUUCUGCCAUGAGUACCGAUGCUUACCCAAAGAACCCACACCUUCGAGCCUAUCACCAGAAGAUCGACAGCAACCUAGAUGAGCUGUCCAUGGGACUGGGCCGUCUGAAGGACAUAGCCCUGGGGAUGCAGACAGAAAUUGAGGAGCAAGAUGACAUUCUUGACCGGCUGACAACCAAAGUAGACAAGUUAGAUGUCAACAUAAAAAGCACAGAAAGAAAAGUUCGACAACUCUGAAGACAGACGGAUUUCCACUCUAUUGUGAUGAAAAGAUUUGAAAGAUCUUUUUUUGAACUUCCAAGAAAUUUCAUUUACUAUUUUAGUAUGUAAAUUAAUGUGUGUUUGCAAAUGUUAUAAUAGAGUAGGUCUUAAGACA
Nomascus leucogenys (northern white-cheeked gibbon) is the source of this 1038-nucleotide messenger RNA. RefSeq names its product synaptosome associated protein 29 (gene SNAP29). The record is from RefSeq and is a predicted model, not a curated record. Gene Ontology annotation, cellular component: SNARE complex; plasma membrane. Gene Ontology annotation, molecular function: syntaxin binding; SNAP receptor activity. Gene Ontology annotation, biological process: synaptic vesicle fusion to presynaptic active zone membrane; exocytosis; synaptic vesicle priming. NCBI's taxonomy places the organism in Eukaryota, Metazoa, Chordata, Mammalia, Primates, Hylobatidae.